UAUUCAGUCAUCACAGUAUUAGGUAGUAUUUAAAUACAAUAAUAUUUGUUUUUACAUUAGUAUUGACAAGUGUACUUUGUAGUGUAUUUCGAUUAAAGAUGCCAGGCCUCUUCUUCUUAUCGAUCUUCUUAUUUCCACUCUGUAAUGGAUACAUUAUUUCCGACUCAGAGUGCACAGAUCCAUCUAAAAUAUAUUACAUUGCCAAUCCAGCCAAUUGCAGUGAAUAUUUCGAAUGUAACAGAGGAACAAAAUUUUUAGUAUCCUGUCCUGGUGUACUUGUUUGGGAUCAGAUUAAUAAUAUUUGUGAUUAUAACGAAUAUGUUGGUUGCGUUGCGACUACAACACCACCAACUAUUCCCACGCCCGAUCCAAUAUGUCCGCCUACUGGAACCAAAGAUGUGUAUUACCCUUACGAUUGCAGUAAAUUCUACCAUUGCCGUAAUGGAGAAAAGACCUUAAAAACGUGUCCCGAAAAUUUGUAUUUUGAUCCGGCUACAUUAACAUGUAUAUACAUGGAUCUAGUAGAUUGCAAAGUAACACCAACGUCAUCACCAGGUACUACCUCUUCUACUACCUCUUCUACUACCACCAGCACAACUACUAUAACUACCACUCCUAAUCCCACGCCCGAUCCAAUAUGUCCGUCUUCUGGAACUACAAAUGUGUAUUACCCUUACGAUUGCAGUAAAUACUACCGAUGCGUUAAUGGAGAAAAGACCUUGAAAACAUGUCCAGAAAAUUUGUAUUUUGAUCCGGCUACAUUAACAUGUAUAUUCAUGGAUCUAGUAGAUUGCAAAGUAACACCAACGUCAUCACCAUUAACUACCUCUUCUACUACCUCUUCUACUACCACCAGCACAACUACUUCAACUACCACUGAUGGUUCUGUUACCAAUGAUCCACUAUGUCCUUCAACCGCAACUAUGGACAUUUUUUACCCAUACGAUUGCAGUAAAUAUUAUCACUGCGUUAAUGGCAAAAAAACACUGAGGACUUGUCCAGAGAAUUUGUAUUUCAAUCCAGUAACAGCAAAUUGUGAUUAUAUUGACCUUGUCGAGUGCAAUGUAUCCACAACGCCAGGACCAAUUACAAAGUCCACAACAAGAAAACCAACACCUUCAACUAAAUCCACUCCAUCAACAGCAACAACUACUACAACGACAACAGAAAAACCAGGUGACAUAUGUAACGGAAAGCCUAACGGAACUUACCUUGCAGAUCCAACAAGCUGCAGAAAGUUCUUUGAGUGUUCUAACAACAGUGGGAUACCGCUUAGAUGUCCUACCGGGACCAUAUGGGAUGAAUCUGUAUUAUCUUGUGUUAAUUCUGAUAGCGAUUGUACAUGAAUAAGCGAAUAUGUUUUUAAAAAUGUAGAAGUUAAAUACAUUAUUCCUUUUUAGUCAUUUGU
Molecule: messenger RNA, 1408 nt
Organism: Psylliodes chrysocephalus
Lineage: Eukaryota; Metazoa; Arthropoda; Insecta; Coleoptera; Chrysomelidae
Source: the annotation of a GenBank genome assembly